AUGGCAUACAAAAAUGUGGUCACAAUGCUUGCGGUAAAUCUGUUCAUGUGCUGCUUUUGUACGUUACUUCUUGCGGAAGCUAUGCGCGCAAACCACCAGUUCAGAAGUGAUUCAGCCUUUAGCAGGCUCAAAAGAAUGGAAUCCUCAAUUAAAGCUCAAAGUACAGGAAAACUGGAACCUCUAGUGGGUAUGGGUAUUCCUGAGGUGGGCGAGGACAGAGCAUAUUUCAUGAUAAUCGGAAUGGGAACGCCACCAAUAAGCAUACGCUCACAAGUUGAUACGGGCAGCGAUCUAAUUUGGUUUGACUGCACAGCCCUCCCCACGAGUUCCUCUACCUUCAAAUCUCUCCCCUGCCCAUCUUCCCUCUGCUCUAAUCUUCCCAAUUCGACCUGUUCAACCAGCUGUCAAUUUUCUCAUAAUUACACAGGCAGCCGGAACAUAUCGGGCGAGUUAUUCUCGGAGACCUUCACCAUGACAAAUGGAAGCGGGACUUCGCAUUCCUUUGCUGGAGUAGCAUUUGGGUGUAGCCAUGACACCCAGCGAGACGGCGAGGUGGGUGCUGACGGCGUAGUGUGGAAAAAUAGCCUCGUCGGGAGAAAUGGCGUCGUGGGGCUUGGGCGACGGAAAUUAUCGCUCAUCUCACAGAUUGGCGAGUCUAAAUUUUCCUACUGUCUUGCCGAUGAUUACUCGGAAGACUACGAUGACAUAUCCUCCACGCCUCUCCUUUUCGGCAGCGCAGCAGAAUUGAGCGCCACAGGAGUCUAG
Molecule: messenger RNA, 765 nt
Organism: Cryptomeria japonica (Japanese cedar)
Lineage: Eukaryota; Viridiplantae; Streptophyta; Pinopsida; Cupressales; Cupressaceae
Product: aspartic proteinase nepenthesin-2-like
Exons: 1
Coding region: 1-765 (254 amino acids)
Cellular component (GO): extracellular region
Source: RefSeq, a predicted model, not a curated record